CCAAAUUUCGUCUUCAACACUGACAGUUGACCUAAUUUCCAAUCGCACACAUUUCACCUAUAUAUCACCAUCUGCUUUCCGAUCUACAAUUCUUCACAAAAUUCGCUACUAAUCGCUGAAAAUGGGGAACUCCUUUGGAUGUUCAGCCUCCGGUGAACGGUUGGUAUCGGCUGCCAGAGACGGAGACUUCGUUGAGGCGAAGAUGUUGCUCGAUUGUAACCCUUGUCUUGCGAAAUACUCCACUUUUGGUGGAUUGAAUUCGCCUCUUCACUUUGCCGCUGCUAAAGGCCAUAAUGAUAUUGUUGCAUUGUUGCUUGAUAAUGGAGCUGAUGUUAAUUCUAGGAAUUAUUGUGGUCAGACGGCAUUGAUGCAAGCUUGUCGGUAUGGGCACUGGGAGGUUGUUCAAACACUGCUUCUGUUUAGAUGCAAUGUUAUGAGGGCCGACUAUCUUAGUGGGCGAACUGCUCUCCAUUUUGCAGCUGUGAAUGGACAUGUGCGUUGCAUACGUCUUGUUGUGGCUGAUUUUGUGCCUAGUGUUUCACUUGAAGAUGUGGAUGCACAAGCAAAUGGUGACGGAAGCAACAGUCAUGGACCCAAAAGCAAAUUUGACCACGGUGCAUUGGUGAAGUUUGUUAAUAAAGCUGCUGAUGGUGGUAUAACUGCUCUUCACAUGGCGGCAUUGAAUGGGUAUGCAGAUUGUGUACAGCUGCUUCUCGAUCUGCAUGCAAAUACAUCAUCUGUCACGUUCCAUUAUGGAACUUCAAUGGAUUUGAUAGGAGCUGGAAGCACUCCUUUGCAUUAUGCUGCUUGUGGUGGAAAUUUAAAAUGCUGUCAGAUUCUACUUGCAAGAGGUGCUAGUCGUUUGACAUUAAACUGCAAUGGGUGGCUUCCGCUUGAUGUUGCAAGAAUGUGGGGCCGUCAUUGGCUUGAACCGUUAUUGGCUCCAAAUUCUGAUCUGGCGAUACCCGUGUUCCCCCCUUCUAAUUAUUUAUCAUUGCCCCUCAUGAGUGUACUUAACAUAGCCAGGGAGUGCGGUUUGCAAUCGUCAGGAACUCUUUCUGAUGACACUGAUAUUUGUGCUGUCUGUCUCGAGAGAUCUUGCACAGUAGCUGCUGAAGGUUGCAGGCAUGAACUAUGCGUGAGAUGUGCUCUCUACCUAUGUUCAACAAGCAAUAACCCGUCUGAAUUAUUGGGCCCACCCGGAUCCAUUCCAUGCCCGUUAUGCCGACAUGGCAUCAUUUCAUUCACCAGAUUACCCGGUUCACCCGCAAAAGAAAUCAAACUACAUCUUUCCCUCGGCUUCUGCACCCCAUGCAUGCUUCACCCUCGUGAACCAACCGACGAGUCUACACCCGAGAUUAGCAAGAACCGUGUUGCUUCCGUUUCACCAGAACUGUUCUGUCCGGUUACUUGUAGCCCGUUCCCUUCUGUUGCCAUUCCGUUAUGCACCUGCAAUGACGGCACAUGCCCGUCAUCUCAAUCACGAGACGAUGAAGCUCAAGGUGGUUCAGAUGGUUCACCGUCUCAUCGAACCAUCUCGGGUGAGGAUGGGAAACUGGGUUCACUCAGGCUCGAGAAAACUAGCUGCUCGAGCAUGUUUUGGGGCAGGAGGAGCUGCAGCAGGGAACAACAGUGUAAUUCGGAGAUCAAUGCUUGAUUCGUGAAGUUUUGAACAGAUGCUAUUGUGAAAGCAAUAAUGGUGGUUUUGCUGGAAUAGUUUGUGAUAUAUAAUGAUGGUUAUUGGUGGUGGUGGUGGUGUUAUGGGAUUGAUGUUAGGAUGUUGUAGGAGAAAAAAAAGGGUUUGUAAAAAUAAGGAUAAGUGUGUUUGUUGGGGUAUAUUGUUAUUGUUGUAGGAUACUACAGUUGGUCACUGUUCUACCUGAUUGCAGCUGUACUAACAUAACAUUGUUUCUGUUGAUGAUUAGUCAAUCUAUUUCUUGAAAUUAUAGAUGUUUUUAA
This is a messenger RNA of Helianthus annuus (common sunflower), 1959 nucleotides long. Its product is annotated as E3 ubiquitin-protein ligase XBAT33. The record is from RefSeq and is a predicted model, not a curated record. Gene Ontology annotation, molecular function: protein binding. The transcript has 10 exons. Bases 122 to 1657 code for a protein of 511 amino acids. NCBI's taxonomy places the organism in Eukaryota, Viridiplantae, Streptophyta, Magnoliopsida, Asterales, Asteraceae.